Molecule: messenger RNA, 840 nt
Organism: Beta vulgaris subsp. vulgaris (sugar beet)
Lineage: Eukaryota; Viridiplantae; Streptophyta; Magnoliopsida; Caryophyllales; Amaranthaceae
Exons: 1
Coding region: 1-840 (279 amino acids)
Molecular function (GO): nucleic acid binding
Source: RefSeq, a predicted model, not a curated record
AUGUUCAUAGCUGCACUAGCAAGGCCACACAUAGCACUAAGUGGAGAGGUCAGUUUUGAUGGGAAGAUAGGAAUCUUCCCAUUCAUAGAAGAGGUGGCAGCAAAGAGGUCAAGUUGUAACAGAGAUGCUGGGGUGAUUGAAACCAAAGCUCAAUUAAGCAUCACAAAAGAUGUCAUAAGGGAGAAACUCAUAAAUCACAUACUGCCAUCUAUAAGAAACAAGUGGCCAGAUAAUGGAUGCAAGCAAAUAUGGAUUGUCCAAGACAAUGCAAGGCCACACAUAGCAAGUACUGAUGAGCAGUUCAUGUUGGAAGCACAAAAAGAUGGUUUUGAUAUCAGAUUAAUCAAUCAGCCAGCACAGUCACCAGAUAUGAAUGUGUUAGAUCUUGGUUUUUUUAAUGCAAUUCAAACCUUAAAAGAUCAAAUAGCACCUAGGAGUGUGAAACAGUUGGUGAAGGCAGUGAACAAGUCAUUUGACAACUAUGAUCCUAAGCUAUGCAAUCACAUUUGGUUAACUCUACAACAAGUGAUGAAGGAGACUCUAAUAGUUAAGGGUAACAACAAUUACCACAUACCACAUAUGGGGAAGAAAUCACUUGAGAGGAGGGGUGAGUUACCAACAAGUAUUGUCAUUAGCCCACAAUUAGUAGAAGAGAGCAGAAAAUGGGCAGAAGAAGGUCAUCUUGAAGAUGAUCAAGAAGAAGCAAACUAUGGGGAUGAAGAUUCAGAUGAUGGUUUUGGGAUAAUUAAAGCAAAAACAGCAAGCAAUGGGCAUUUGAAGGCCAAUUUUUUGGGCAUUAGAGUGCAAGAACAUUUUGUAAGUAAAAUACAACAUAUAUAG